Messenger RNA from Pedinophyceae sp. YPF-701, 1221 nucleotides. Lineage: Eukaryota; Viridiplantae; Chlorophyta; Pedinophyceae. The record is from the annotation of a GenBank genome assembly.
AUGCCUGCGCCUGCGCUGCGCGCUCCCGCGGAUGCAGUGCGAGUGAGCGGGGCGCUGCGGAGCGGCUCGCACCGCCGGCCGCGCGCCAUCACGAGGCGCAGCAUCCCUGAGGGCGUGGCUGGCGGCGCAUCCGUGGGCCAGGCCGAGCCGGCCGCGGAGGGCGACGCGUUCGCCCAGCUGGUCAACAUGGCCGUCGAGAAGGACCCCAGUCUCCGCGAGAAGGCCCAGCAGUCCCUGGCGUCCCACAACGCGCGGCCAGCGGCCGCCAAGCCCCGGAAGCCCUCGUGGCUGCGCCAGCGGGCGCCCCAGGGCGACAAGUACGAGCACCUGCGCGACCAGCUCGGCCCCGGCGGCCUCCGCCUCGCCACCGUGUGCCAGGAGGCGAUGUGUCCGAACAUCGGCGAGUGCUGGAACGGCCCCACCGCGACGGCGACCAUCAUGAUCAUGGGCGACACCUGCACGCGCGGGUGCCGGUUCUGCGCCGUGAAGACCUCCCAGACGCCCGAGCCGCUCGACCCCACGGAGCCGGAGAGCACCGCGCAGGCCGUUGCGUCGUGGGGCGUUGGCUACGUCGUGCUGACGUCAGUGGACCGGGACGACGUGCCGGACGGGGGCGCCGACCACUUUGCACAGACGGUCAAGGCGAUCAAGCGCGCAGACCCGAACAUCCUGGUGGAGUGCCUCGCGCCGGACUUUGUGGGGAGCGAGGAGCACACGCGGCACCUCGCGCGGUCGGGCCUCGACGUGUACGCGCACAACGUCGAGACGGUGCGGCGUCUGACGCCGCGGGUGCGGGACCCGCGCGCCGCGUACGACCAGAGCCUCGAGGUGCUGCGGCACGCGAAGAAGGAGGGCGUGUACACCAAGACGAGCCUCAUGCUCGGCCUGGGCGAGACCCACGAGGAGAUCAGGGAGGCGAUGCGGGACAUCCGCGACGCCGGCGUGGACAUCAUCACGUUCGGGCAGUACCUGCAGCCCACGCCGCGCCACCUGGAGGUGGUGGAGUACGUCACCCCGGAGGACUUCGACCACUGGAAGCGGUACGGCGAGGAGGAGCUGGGGUUCCGGUUCGUGGCGUCGGGGCCGCUCGUGCGCAGCUCGUACAAGGCCGGGGAGUUCUUCAUCGAGAUGAUGAUCAAGUCGGACCGGGGCGGGGCCGCGGGCGGCGGCGACCUGGCCGGCGCGGGCGCGCUGGUGCCGCCGCCUGUGGACGAGCUGUGA